Athalia rosae (coleseed sawfly) is the source of this 6293-nucleotide messenger RNA. It is a transcript of the gene Unr, whose product is annotated as cold shock domain-containing protein E1. The transcript is spliced from 12 exons. The coding region runs from base 1299 to 3989 and encodes 896 amino acids. Gene Ontology annotation, molecular function: nucleic acid binding. The record is from RefSeq and is a predicted model, not a curated record. Lineage: Eukaryota; Metazoa; Arthropoda; Insecta; Hymenoptera; Athaliidae.
GUUGCUUUUUGAAAAUUACGUGCCUUUGGUAAAUCAAUGAAUUUCAAGAAGGCUGUGGUCCAAAAAUUUGCCGCAGUUGCUCUUGUUUUGUAUGUGAAAUGCUGAAUGUUGACAUUCAACAUGGCGGCAUGUCGUCAGUGCUGUGCUGUGUCGUGCUUGUGUAAUUGUUAGUUUAGGACAUUUUUGAAACCAACGCUCACUGUAAAUUCCACAUUAAAAAACAAAGCUGAAGAAGAAAACUGUACUACAUAGGAUUAUUGGAACGACACAACCACACUCAGCACGCAUUGAAGACAUCUGAGGAUUUUCAAGCCAACAUUUAUAUCCUUUAAAAUCUCCAAUGCUUUCGAUUUAUUCCUUUUAUAAAGGAUGACUGAUGUUUAAAGAAAAGAAAAGUAAAAAACAAAACAAAAUAAAACAAACACAGUUAUUCUCAAACGCGCUACUAAAUUUAGUAAUUAUCAGACAGUUGGUUAUGAUAUUAUUAACGAAGAUACAUGGAAAGUAUUGAUUGUAAUAUGAUGUGCUAGGAAAAGAAAAAUUUUGUUUUUGUACUCAUAUUCCAUUCAUAAUACUGAUAUUAUAAUUGUUCGUUUGUAAAAACUGUGUAAUGCCACACGCUUCAAUGAAAAAAAGGAGUUAGGGUACAUAAUAUGUUCGCAGUGAUUACCGCAAUUACGUUUUUGUGACUGCGGACCGUUGGCUGAAAUUGUGCUACUUUGAUCGGUCAAUGGGACAAAUAGUUCGGGAGAUCCAUAAUUGGAGAGUGCCAAGUUUUCUAACAAUAAUAGCCUUGGUGGUUCUCGCUAAAAACAACAAAAAAACUAAAAUCCCGCGAUACUUAUCAAAAUACCCCGUGUCACCUUCCUCCCUAGUUGCUGGUCACAAGAUAGCCUGCAUUUCCGCAGCAUUUCAAAAAACAAAAAGCCUUUCCUCCCUCUUCAUUAAGUUCUUGUAACGUCGUAAUAGUAAACAAAUAUAUAAGGUACCAAGAACCAUUCUGUGAUAUCUAUGUUAACACUUAAAUAAUUGAAAAGACUAAAAGUUCUAAAUAUAAGUAUAUAUAUUGCAAAAUAGAAGAGCAGAAGAAGCGAAGACAAAACAAAUUACCCUAAUCGUUUCAAGGAAAGAUAAAUAAGAGAGAAGAAAAAACAAAAAAAAAAAAAAUAAAAAAAAAAAAAAAAAACAAAUCAAUAAAUUAAAAAAAAGAAAAUAAAAAAAUCAAGAAAAAAAGAAACAAAAAAUAUAAGAAACAAAAUAUAUAUAUAUAUUAAUCACAUCAAAGAAGAUUUCAAAUUAUGUCCAACAAUCCUCAGUGGAAAACGUUCCAGCCGCCAAUAAUGAACUCUGACCCGGCAAUACUUGACUAUAAGUCCAUGACUAUUCCAAGUCCAAAAGCUCUUGGGGAACCGCAUCAAUCUACCGGUAGCUACCGAAAUGGAACAAACUACAGUGGAGAUCAUUAUAUGGGUUCACCUCCAGACUGUGGGAAAAGUUCAUCAAGUUAUACUAGUUUUCCUAGUUCCCAAACAUCCCCAAGAAAUGGUACCGCCAGAUUUCCUAUUGGCACCUUUACUGGGAUGGAAGGAGGCGUUGGAUACACGGGAGAACCUGCAACAAAUAAUUCGUCGUAUCAAGACCAGUCUAAUAAUCAUGGAACACGGGAAACUGGAAUCAUUGAAAAAUUACUGCACUCUUACGGGUUCAUACAGUGCUGCGAACGCCAGGCGAGACUAUUUUUUCAUUUCAGCCAAUUUAGCGGUAAUAUAGAACAUCUGAAAAUUGGCGAUCCUGUUGAAUUUGAAAUGACAUAUGAUCGACGAACAGGAAAACCAAUCGCUAGCACCGUCAGCAAAAUUGCUCCUGAAGUGGUUUUGAGCGAAGAAAGGGUCACUGGAAACGUAACGACGGAGCUUCACAGUAGCGGCGAUACGCAAGGCCGAAUUAGUUAUGAAAAUCGAGGCGAGUGUUUCUUUCUGCCUUAUACCAAAGAUGAUGUGGAAGGUAACGUCACUUUGCGUGCCGGUGAUAAAGUGUCUUUUCAAAUCGCUACCAAUCAGCGCGGAAAUUUAGGUGCUUGUCACGUGAGACUUGAAAAUCCAGCUCAUCCCGUUCGUUAUCGUGGAGUAGUUUGUUCGAUGAAAGAGAGUUUUGGAUUUAUCGAACGAGCUGACGUUGUAAAGGAGAUUUUCUUCCACUUCAGUGAGGCCAAAUCCAUGAAAGACGAGUUGAAGUUGGGCGAUGACGUUGAAUUCAUAAUACAAACGAGAAAUGGCAAAGAGGUGGCAUGCAAUAUUACAAAACUACCACCAGGUUCGAUUAUUUUCGAAGAAGUGAGCAACGAAGUUGUUAAGGGCCAAGUUCUGAAGCCCUUGGAGAGAGGUACGGCUGCACGUCAUCAAAACGAUCCCCUACCCGGUAGGAUUCGAUACAGAGCACCGGACCACUCCGAAGUAGAAGUACCAUUUGGUGACAAAGAUCAAAAGGGGGAUUUUACACUGAGACACGGCGAUUGGGUCCAGUUCCGCAUCGCGACUGACACUAGGGAUCAGUUGAAAAGAGCAACGGAAAUAUCAUUGCUACCCGAUUCAUUCACAGUGUCAGGAGAAAGACGUGAACAAGGCAUUAUCGGUUCUUUGAAAGAUGGUUUUGGAUUUAUACGCUGCGUCGAUAGGGAAUCUAAACUUUUCUUCCAUUUCAACGAAGUGCUUGACGUAGAUAGAGAAAUCAGUGUAAACGACGAAGUUGAAUUCACAGUUAUACAAGAUCCAUCGUCGUCGUUUUCUAAUUCUCGACAAAGCGCGAUCAGAUUAAAACAUCUGCCAACGGGUAGCGUUCAGUUUGAAAGUGUUAUAGAAACGAUGGUGCCAGGCAGUAUAGUCCAGGAUACCAAUGGAAUCGAACCCGGUCUCAUCAGUUACACAAAAGAUGGCCAACAGAAGAAUAUUAUUUUCUUUACAAAAGACUGUGAUCCAAAAAGUAUCCCAAAGCUCGGAGAAAAGGUUACAUUCAACAUUUGCCAAGUUAAGCGAAACAAAGAGCUUGUAGCCGUAGACAUAUCAUUAACGAGUCCGAACGAAAAAACUCCGAAUGGAAAUAAGAAAUCAAACGGCUCAACUAUCCAGGGAUUCAUUGCCGCACUCAAGGAUGGAUUUGGCUUCAUCGAGACUAUCAAUCAUGAGAGGGAAAUAUUUUUCCACUUCAGCAAUUUCGACGGCGACGCGAACACUUUGGAAUUGGGCGCUGAAGUAGAAUGUACGAUCGGCAACGGCAACGGAAGGGGUGCGGGUGGUUGCGCAGCGGCAGAACUGGUGCGUUUGAUACCCCGUGGAACGAUUCCCAGACCGACGUGUACGGGAGAAGUACUAGAUGGAACGGUAGUCCGACCUCUCCGAAGUGCCAAUCCCGACCAAGUUGAAUAUGCGGGUUUAAUAAAGAUAAAUCCUACAACGGAAGACGAAGAAACGCCGGAGUAUGAAUUUGGAAUAAUGGGUCUUGUAAAUAAACGUGAAUUAUUACAAUCCGGUGAUCCGGUACAAUUACAAAUCGACGUAGCAGGUCACGCUUGCAAUAUUGUCGCCGUACGUAAAAAGCGAAGAGCAACCGUAGACGCUGUUAAAGGACCGUUCGGUUUUCUAGCGUAUGAAGUUGACGAAGGGAAAAAAUUAUUUUUCCACAUGAGCGAAGUAAGAGAUCACGCGACGCUGCAACCCGGUGACCAAGUUGAAUUUGUUUUGGUGACAAAUCAACGUACCGGUAAAUCAUCAGCGUGUAACGUAACACGUUUAAGUGACAUUGUGCAACAACGACCCGAACGACUGAUAAGUCGUCUACGUACUAUUUCACUUGAAGACACAGGUCCAAAAUUAACCGUUGUACGACAACCACGAGGUCCUGACGGAACUCGUGGUUUUGGCCAGGAAAGACCGCCUCACAUUCCUGGUUCAAUUCAAGAUCCAUGCACUUUGAAGCCGAGAUUAUUAUUAUGAAAGUGGAAAAAGAACAAGCAAACGAAGAAAGGAUAAAAAAAAACAACAACAGAAGGAUAUAAAAUAGAACUAAUUAACAAAAGAACAAAACCAACACUUCAAACCAAUCAUGAACAUUAAUUAACCAAAUCGAAGUAUAAAUAAAAUACUUACAGUUAAUGAAUAGUGAAUAUUAAUAAUUAUAAAUAUUGAAUAUUAAAGUAAUAGAUGUAAUAAUAAUAAUAAUGAUAAUAAUCGGCAAAAUUGGACACUAAAAAAAAAAAAAAUAUAAAUCAGAAACAACGAGCUAUUUUGAUCUUUCUUCCUUUCUCUCUCUGCCUGGAAAACAUUUAUGACACAUUUAAAAUAGGUAAUAAAGCAGGCAGACAGCAGUUCAUCUAAUCUUUUUAUAUUAAAAUAAAACUCAUAUGUUUUAUUGCAAUUUUAUGUAGAGAAAAAAAUGAAAAAACUUUCCUUUUCUAAUUUUCUUAUGUACUACCUUGUGUGUAGAAGGUAUACGAAAAAGAAAAUAAGGAAGAAUAAAACUGUCGUUAUUCGCAUUUCUCACACCGUUUAAGUUAUUCAUUAUCAAAUAAAUUAAUUCUCAAAUAGAAUUCGCAUUUCUCACACCGUUCAAGUUAUUCAUUAUCAAAUAAAUUAAUUCUAAUUAUCAGUUUUAAUAUUUAACUGUGAACCUAUGUGACUAAAAACCAUUUAUUUCUCAAAUAGAAUUUGGUGCGGCUACGUAAAACAAAGUGAUUUAGGACAUUAAAAAUUUAGGUUUAUAAUAUAAGGAAGAGAAAAAGAAGGGGAGAAUAAAAAGAAAAAGAAACGUGAAGAAAAUGAGCAGCAACGUUUAUAAUAUUCAGUGGAUUGCUAAAAAAAAAUUAGAAAGAAAAAAAAAUAUACAUAUUAUAUAUACAUGUAAUUAUGCCACACUGAGACUGUAUGGUAAUUAAUGACAUGUGUCGUCAUGCUUAACGCAAGAUAAAGGAAAACAAUAUACAUGUAUAGUAUACACACACCUGAAUCUACUGCAGAAUCAUGUGGUAAUAUGAAAAAAAAAAAAACUUUUAUUAUUAACAUCGAUCAUCGAUUCAUUUGGAAUUUAUGCUACCAAAAAAAAGAAAAAAAAAAAAUUAUCCUUACACGCGAUAAUCACACGCUAUAGGCGUAUUAUAAUACAAUGAAAUUUUAACAACAGUCUCGAGAUAUCUCGAUGAAAAUUCGCAGCGUGACGAAUAAUGGUGAAAAUAAUAAUAAUUAUAAUUAUAAUCAAAUAGAAAAAAAGUAAAUCUUCUACAAACCUGCACGGUAGCAAUACUGAUUGUAAUAUGACGAUGGUGAAGAUGGCAUCGUUCGAUGAAGAUGAUGAUGAUGACGAGAGUGGUAUGGAGAGGAGGUUGUACAAGCCAUACGUCUCUUUAUAAUAAAUUAUUGUACAGCGGUAUACAUAAAAUAUUAUAAUUAUACUCUCCGUCAGAAAUAAAUAUAUACGAAUUUGUAAAAAAAAAGUUAAAAAAAGCAAUAAAAAAUAAAAAAGAAACACCAAAAGAAAAUAAAGAGACGAACCUCGAAAAAUAUGAUUGAGAAUUAAGAUAAAAUUAAAAGAAAAAAGACAAAAAAAAAACAAAAAAAGAAAAACAAAUCAAAAAAGUUUAAAAAAAGCAAAUAAAAUGAAACAAAAAAUAAUAAAAUAGAUAAAUAAAACGUAAACCUGAAACAAGUAAAUAACAAAUUAUGAGUUAAAACUGGCCAACUGUUUGACCUAGCUAAUAUGUUAAUGAUUUAUGUAUACAUAUAUAUUUAUAUAUAGUUUAAAUAUAUAUGUAUAAAUAUAUAAGUAUAUGUCGUUGAGUUCCUGAUGCAGUCUCGUGUUGUCAAAUCAAAUUAGUAUUAUGAAUUCAGAGCGCAAAGAGAAAAAAAAAACAUUCAAAAGACAAAAAAAAAUAAUAAUUAAAAUAAAAAAGCAGAAAAAUCAACUGCAUAUAUGACGAAGCUAUUGUAUAACUUGUCUAUUUAUACAUAGAUAGAAAAAAAUGAAAAUUUAAGAGAUCAGCAUUUUAUAAGUUUUGCCAUUACGACUGUGACCGAAAAUACACGUGGCAUUAUUUAGAAAUAGACGAAAGGAAAUAACAUAAUCACGUAUCCACAUAAAACAUACAUACACAAGCACGAUACAAACUUAAGUGCGCUUGUCGUCGUAAGGCCCAUUAGAUCAAACACAUCAAUUAUGCAUGUAAAAGAAGCCAAAAAGAAACUGUAAAAUUAUUGGUAAAACAAUAAAAAUUGGAAGCAUCAACGAAACAUUUCCUAUAUAAAAUA